AACAGCGACUUGCUUGCAUGGUCUGCCAUACUAUACGCCAACUAGCACUUGAUAGCAUGAAAAAUGCCAAGAAGAGACCCUGGAAGUGCCGUACUCAUUGGUCCAUCUGUGCAAGGUUGCAUGUGUCUUCAUGCAAGACCUCAUACGUGAGCUCGAGGCUAUCGUUUUGAUGCUACCAUCGUCUUUCCUGCAUUUCAGCAUAUCCAGAACUCUUCUGCAGGCAAAAUGCCACCUACCACCCGAAUCCCGUCCUUGGACAUCCCACACUCAAGCCACACCGUCCAAGUGUCCAUCAUAGACACCACCACUCGCGUCUCCGGGAUCCCAGCUGCGGCAUUCACAAAUCCUUCAAUCCCCGGCUACGAUGUAGUCAAAGAUGGAAUCUCGUACAGCUUCCUGAUCAAGCACAAAGGCUCCGCCGGGCAGAGCAAGCACGACACUCUCCUGUUCGACCUCGGCACGCGAAAAGACAUCUGGAACAGCCCGAAGACCGUUAUCGACCAAGCCGCCGCUUUCGGCUUCCAAAUGACCGUCGAGAAGAACGUCUUCGACAUUUUGCAGGAUUGCGGCAGUGAUCCGGCGGAAGUCGGAGCCAUCAUCUGGUCUCACUAUCACGUCGAUCACACUGGAGACCCUUCGACCUUUCCCGCGUCCACUGAUCUAAUUGUUGGACCGGGCUUUAAGAAGCGCCUCGUGCCCGCCUGGCCGACGAGAGAAGACAGCCAGGUUGAUGAGAAGGCAUGGGCGGGUCGGGAACUUCGAGAAAUCGAUUUCGAUGCGGAGGGGAAGGGUCUGAUGGUAGGCAAGUACAAAGCCAUGGACUUUUACGGCGACGGAAGUCUCUACCUCAUCGACUCGCCCGGUCAUGCUAUCGGGCACAUGUGUGCGCUCGCACGAACCUCUGCUGAGCCUCCGGAGUUCAUCCUCAUGGGCGGCGACGUGGCCCAUCACGGGUGCGAGUUCAGACCGACGGAAUAUCUUCCCCUACCGGACAAUAUCGUGCCGAAUCCGAUGACGCCGCCAUUCGCCCGCACUGCUGGAGCGCAUGCUGUAUGUCCUGGAGCAAUCUUUGCGGCCGUGCAUCCGAAGAAAAGUACAACCGAGCCGUUCGUACAAGCAACCGGAUUUAUUCAUGACGACGCUGCAGAGGCGUGUAAGAGCGUGGAGAAGCUGCUGCCGUUCGAUGCGCAAGAGAACAUCUUCUCCGUCAUCGCUCAUGACAAGAGUCUUUUGGAUGUGGUAGACUUUUAUCCCAGGCCUGCUAACGAAUGGAAGGCGAAGGGAUGGAAGGAAGAAAGCCGGUGGCGGUUCCUCAGGGACUUCGAUACCGGCAGUGAGGAGCAUAGACCGCAAUAGAUAGUGCGGCCCUUUCUGUAGCGGCGUUUGAUAGUCAGUUCGAGCACCAUGUGGCCAUGCUAAGAAUUGCCCAUAUCCCGACUCCUUGCAGAUGGGAAUGGCACCAUGAUUCAUGGCUUUCCUUGCUGGGCUGGCCGGUAUUGCCUUCCUCAGUCCGUAGUCGACCUUGGGUUUUUCCUCUCCAUCUUCGGCGGUCAGAUAGACGGUUGAGCCAUCAAAGUUUAUGU
Messenger RNA from Baudoinia panamericana UAMH 10762, 1583 nucleotides. RefSeq lists its product as uncharacterized. The record is from RefSeq and is a predicted model, not a curated record. Bases 226 to 1356 code for a protein of 376 amino acids. The transcript has 3 exons. NCBI's taxonomy places the organism in Eukaryota, Fungi, Ascomycota, Dothideomycetes, Mycosphaerellales, Teratosphaeriaceae.